Messenger RNA from Phytophthora sojae, 1059 nucleotides. RefSeq lists its product as hypothetical. The coding region runs from base 1 to 1059 and encodes 352 amino acids. The record is from RefSeq and is a predicted model, not a curated record. Gene Ontology annotation, molecular function: FMN binding; oxidoreductase activity. The transcript is spliced from 3 exons. Lineage: Eukaryota; Oomycota; Peronosporomycetes; Peronosporales; Peronosporaceae.
AUGGUUUCCCCUGACACCCCCAAGCUCUUCACUCCAUUCAAGCUGGGUGGGUCGAAAUCCCCCGUGGAGCUCAAUCGCCGCGUCGUAAUGGCUCCUUUGACGCGUUUGCGUACCGGUGAGAGCGGUGUCCCUACUGUCCUAAUGGCCGAGUACUACGCGCAGCGUGCCACGGAUGGAGGUCUCCUCAUCGCCGAAGCCGCCAACAUAAGCCCAACCGCCCGCGGGUACUUUGGAGCCCCUGGGCUCUUUAACCAAGCCCAGAUCGAUGGCUGGAAGCUGUUGACCAAGGCUCUCUGGCACACGGGGCGUGUGGGUCACCCGUUGAACCAGCCCGACGGGCAAUUGCCAGUGUCCUCGAGUGCCACGCGCUCUGAGGACAUCACCACCCACGCCGUCAAGCGCGAAGAUCGCAAGGACUACGUCACCCCUCGAGCUCUGGAGAUUGAGGAGAUCCCGGGCUUCGAUGGUGUGGAGAUCCAUGCUGCCAACGGAUACCUCCUCGAGGAGUUCUUGUGUGAUAGCGUGAACCAGUGCACCGACCGCUACGGUGGUAGUAUCGAGAACCGCGCACGGCUCACAUUGGAGGUGGUGGAGGCCAUUCUGUCCAGUCUCCCUUCGAGCCAAGUCGCCAUCCGCUUGUCUCCUUUUGGUGACACGUUCGGCUGCAAGGACUCGAAGCCUCGUGAGAUGUACGGGUACGUCGUGAACAAGCUCAACGACUACGACCUGGCUUACCUUCACGUCAUUAAGCGCCGCGGCAUGCACGCACCCAACGUCCAAGUGCCUGAAGUCGGCGUUGCUCGUAAUUUCCGGUUCCUUUACAAGGGCGUGCUGGUCACCGCUGCGGGCUUCGAUCAGGGGAAUGCGGUCCAGACGGUCGAGGAAGGAGUGGCCGACUUUGUGGCAUUCGGUCGCGACUUCAUUGCAAACCCCGACCUCGUGGAACGUCUGCGCAGCGGAGCGGAGUUGAACACUCAAAACCGAAAUUUGUUCUACCCACAGCCUGGUGAUCCGCUUGAGACUGGGUACACGGGCUAUCCGUUUCUGAUCCAGAACUAG